CAAACCCUAGCUAGCAUAUUGUUUCCUCCCUUCAUCCUUCUUUUUCUUUCUCAGCGGCAGCUUUGCAUCUUCUCUCCGUCUUCUUUCUUCAUUAUUUUUCUCCUUUUCUCUCUCCCCAGCAGCCCCGUCUUCCUUCCACCGCCAAAUCUGAUCGAGAUAGAGACAAGUGGAAGUCAUUAAAGAGCAGUAUCUCCUCUCUCUACUAUUUUCGAUUUCAUUUUUGCAUCUGUUUGAGCUGCGUUUCAGAUCUUCGAGGGUUUGCUUUUGCAAAUCAAUGAUCAAAGAACUGGGGUCCUUAAUUUGCUUUGCUCUCACAUCUUCCAGCGAUCCAAAAGAAUAAUCAGGAGUUUCACCGGGGAAUCUGGGGAGAGACUUGUUUUCUUUAGACUGAAACGAUCAGGAGUUUCACUUCUUUACUUGAAAUCAAUGACUACCAGCAGAUCCACCAAUGCAACCGCCACCUCUUCGUCUCCCUCUCGGCGUUCAAACCGCUGGAAGUACGAGGUGUUCAAGAAUUCACCGCUACUUUUCUUUUUUCUUUGUUUUUCCCUUUUCUUGAAAUCAGUGAAUACCAGCAGCUCCGCCCAUGUAAACCGCUCGAAGUACGAGGUGUUCCUGAGCUUUAGAGGCGUCGACACACGCAAAACCUUCACAGACCACCUCUACUCUGCGUUAAGCAAGACCGACAUCUACACGUUUGUAGACUACCAGCUCAAAAGGGGGGAAAAUAUACAGAGCGAGCUGGACCGAGAAAUCGAAGGGUCGAGGAUCGCCGUCGUCAUCUUCUCGAAGAGGUACGCGGAGUCCCGAUGGUGCCUGAGGGAGCUGUCGAAGAUCAUGAGGUGCCGAGAAGAUCAAGAGGGGAAAGUAGUCUAUCCAAUAUUCUACGACGUUGACCCUUCUCAAGUGAGGAAACAGAGCGGUAGUUUUGGGGAAGCAUUUCGGAAGCAUGAAAGGGAUGAAGAUCCAAAUGAGGUGGAGCAGUGGAGAAAGGAUCUUAAGGCUUGUGCGGAUUUGGGUGGCCGGAAUUUUAACACCACUGCGGACGGGCGUGAAGCAUUGUUUAUCCAGAAUGUUGUUGGGGACAUCAGCGCACUAACAAAAACCACGGACUUGCAAACAAGUCAGUCAAAAACCAGAGACUUCCAAACAAGUCAGUCAAAAACUCGGUUGGAAUAUCUCGUCGCGUGGGCCAGAGUUCCCUACCACAUUUUUUUUUUUUAAUUUUUUUAUUUGAAACAGAGAGGUUGUCUUGACUCAUAAAGAUUCGGUCUCAUGUCUGACAAACCUCUUUUGUGCUUUUCUUUUGUAAUUGAAUGCUUUCCCAUAGUCUAGUCAGCACUUUUUCAUUCUUUUUCUCCUUUUUUUUUUGGUUCCUUUUUUCUCCUUUUGGUUAUAAAGAUUACUUCUCUCCUCCCUCGAUUCGCUCCCCCCUCUCUCUCUCUCACCUAUUACUUUUUUUCUUAUUUGAUUCACCCACUUUCUUCUCUCCCUCCCUCUUUCCUUUCUCUGCUUCUCUCGAACUAUAUUUGAUUCACCCACUUUCUUCUCUCCCUCCCUCUUUCCUUUCUCUGCUUCUCUCGAACUAUAUUUGACUACAAGCAUUUGAAGAAGAAGAAGAGGACCCAUAUGAUCCAGUUCUCAUAUUCUUCAAAGCCUCGCUCUUCAACUCAAGACCCUGGGCGCGAAGACAAGCUCUCUCCAGCCGAUGCCCACGAUUUUGAGUACGGCGUCUACUCCCCCGACUACGACAACCGCACUCCGCUCCACAUCGCCUUGCCCCAAGGCUGGAUCCACGUUUCCGGUCCUUCCUUUCAUGUUCUUUGGUUCUUCCUCCGUCAGCCCAAUUGAGGACGGCUCCGCCAAAUCCAACGCGAGCAUUCAUCCCUUUAACCCUGACGUGGGUUUUUGCCAUUUUUUGCAUAUUGUAAUAGGAAUUUCAAUAUAUAUUGUUUAUUUUAAUUUCGUUAAUUCCUACUAUUUGAGUUUUUGUUAUUUUUGUUCAUUGUAAUUGGAAUUGAUUUGGAGAAUAUAAGUAGAUGGUACAAUGUAAUUUGUGUUUGAUGUUAUGAAGAAUUUCUUGAAUUGGAGGAA
Pyrus x bretschneideri (Chinese white pear) is the source of this 2094-nucleotide messenger RNA. RefSeq names its product disease resistance protein RPV1-like. NCBI's taxonomy places the organism in Eukaryota, Viridiplantae, Streptophyta, Magnoliopsida, Rosales, Rosaceae. The coding region runs from base 427 to 1224 and encodes 265 amino acids. The transcript is spliced from 2 exons. Gene Ontology annotation, biological process: signal transduction. The record is from RefSeq and is a predicted model, not a curated record.